Molecule: messenger RNA, 2945 nt
Organism: Nannospalax galili (Upper Galilee mountains blind mole rat)
Lineage: Eukaryota; Metazoa; Chordata; Mammalia; Rodentia; Spalacidae
Product: sodium/hydrogen exchanger 10-like
Exons: 21
Biological process (GO): neuronal action potential; sodium ion transmembrane transport; calcium ion import
Cellular component (GO): plasma membrane; neuron projection; voltage-gated sodium channel complex
Molecular function (GO): voltage-gated sodium channel activity; low voltage-gated calcium channel activity
Source: RefSeq, a predicted model, not a curated record
CUAUCUUGCCCACUGACCUACACUUAAAAACUAAUUUAAAUUACUUUAAAAUUAUAUUUUUGUUUGUUUUAUUCACCAUUUUUAAAAUUUGCUUUAAAAUGCUGUUUUUAUUUCCUUUAUUCACGGUUCAAUUUUAUUCCCCAUUGGGUGUUGAUAAAUGCCUUGUUCGGCUUUAUUUUACUGAUAAUUGCAUAAUGUCUUGUGUGGGUCUAAAACUUACAGAGCGCAUAAUGUUUGCUUCGCACUUGAGGAAGCACCACCAAAGGAUGAUACUUCUGGUCUUACUACUAAUGAGCCCCAUUUUGUCUCGGCUUGGUCACGGGUUCAAUUGGCGCUGGGCCCUCAUAAUGGUUUGGAGUGAAAUGAAAGGAACGCCUAACAUCCACAUGGCCGUCCUGCUUGCCUACUCUGACCUUUCUCUUGGUUCUGAGUGGGAAAAAUCUCAAAUAUUAUUUCAUGGAGUGUCAGUAUGCUUAAUUACUCUGAUUGUCAAUAGAUUUGUUUUGCCAAUGGCAGUUACUGAACUAGGUCUUCAUGAUGUCAUGACAAAAUAUAAAUAUAUAAUGUAUAAAUAUUAUAGAUUCCAACACUUUCAAGAGUUAACCAAAUCUAUAGCCAUGGCACUCAAAUUUGACAAAGGUCUUGCCAAUGCAGACUGGAACAUGGUUGAAAAGGCAAUUGAACUUCAAAAUCCAUAUACAUUGAACAAAGAAGAAACAACAGAACACCAGAAGUGGAAAUGUCCAGACUGUAACAAGGAAAUAGAUGAAACACUUGACAUUGAAGCAAUGGAGCUGGCCAACAGGCAUCUCCUGUCAGCACAAAUAGCAAGCUACCAACGACAAUACAGGGAUGAGAUUCUGACCCAGAGCACAUUGCAGGUCUUAGUAGGUGCUGCAGGAAGUUCUGGAGAGAAGGGAGAAUAUAUGAGUCCUGAGACUCUAAAGACAUAUUCUGAAAGUAAAAAAUUCCUUUCCUUCAUUAGAGAAUUACUGCUCGAUUGGGCCUAUAAUACUAAAAAGGAUAAAGUGGUUCCAUCAAAAUACUCGUUUCUUCACGCAUGCCAUAAAAUAGUCUUUUCAGAUGAAUUUGAGUACACAGGAUACCUUGUGGUGUUGAUGAACACAUAUCCUAUGGUCAUCUGUUGGGUGUCUCAGUUAAAUGACAUCUAUGAAUAUGAAAUAAGAUAUGCUAACUACUAUUUUCUUACCUUUUACAUUCUAGAGGCUCUACUUAAGAUGGUAGUAAUGAGGAAGAAAUUUAUUUCAUACCACUGGCUCCUAUUUGAGUUAGGAAUCACCUUAAUCGGCAUCUUGGAUGUAAUAGUUAUUGAAACAGAUACCAUUAGUUAUGAUGGUUUAACUGAAAUAGUGAUCUUUAUGAACCUUGUUCGACUCCUUCGUGUCCUACGAAUCUUGAAGCUCAUAACACCAAAAUUGCUACAAAUAAUAGAUAAAAAGAUGACCCAUGAGAUUUCCUUUCAAUAUGCUAUACUGAAAGGAUAUGUUCAAGGGGAAAUGGAUGUCCUGAACAUAAUUGAUCAGAUUGCAAGUUCCAAACAGGCCAAACAGAUAUUAUUAAAGCGGGUAACAAAGAAUAUGGAACGUGCUAUGAAAGAGCUAGGCUACUUAGAAUAUAAUUAUCCAGAAAUUGCUGUCACUAUGAAAACCAAGGAGGAGAUUAAUGUCAUGCUUAACAUGGCUAGAGAAAUUGUCAAGACUUUCAGGUCAAAAGGAAUUAUUCACAAAGUGGAAGGUGCUGAAAUUAAUAAGUUAAUCAUGGCCAAAAAGAAAGAGGUGCUUGAUUUUCAGUCCACUAUCCAGCCUCUUGAUGCUGAAGAAGCCCUGUUUAAUAUUCCGUGGCUUGGUAAAGAUAACAACUGCAUACACUUUAUACAGGAAGGAUCCAACUUUGUAACAUUUGAUUGUGAAAAUAAUAUAUUUGAAGAAGGUGAUGAGCCACAAGGAAUCUAUAUAAUUAUAUCAGGCAUGGUCAAGCUUAAAAGAACAAAACCACAAUUGGAGAAUGCCCAAGUACCCUUGGAAUCAGAGGGAAAAGCUUAUUCAAUAAUUUAUACAGAGUAUUUGCUCAGUGGGGAAAUAAUAGGCGAGUUAAACUGCUUAACUAAACAACCAGUGCAGUAUUCUGCUACUUGCAAAUCUUCAGUGGAGGCAUAUUUUAUUCCCAUUGAUCACUUGUAUGAAGGCUUUGAAAAAAGAUUUCCUGUCCUGAAACAUAAAAUGUGGCAAAAAAUUGGACUUGCUAUCGCGGCCCAAAAACUCAGAGAACACAUAUCUUUUGAGGACUGGAACUACAAGAUGCAGUUAAAGCUCUGUAAUGCUUUUAUAAAAGAUAUACCAAAGGCCACAAAAACUGAUAUCUAUGAUGAGACCAUAACCCACGUUAUCCUCAUACAUGGAUCUGCAGAAGACUGUCAGUUGCGAAAAAUUUAUAAGGCACCUUUUUUAAUUCCUGUAACAUGCCAUCGGAUACAAGGCACUGAAGAUUUCACAAAAGUAAUGAUCAUUCAAACUUCAGCUGGUGUGAGAAAAUUCAGAUGGAAUGUAAAAAAGUUUAUAGCAUCAUCUAAAGUUUCUAUGACACCACAAUUAAAAGAUUCAAUUGAAACAUUGGAUGAAAGCCUCAAUGACGAAGCACGUAGUAAGGAUGAGAUGAACUUACCGCCUUUACAUUUUAAUAAGAUGCUUUUGCUCUUUGGUGUUAAAUCUUGGUUGUUUCUGGGCUUACUCUCUUCUCCCUCCCCACCACUACAACCCCCAGAUUGUGGCUCUCCUUUACAAGAUGAAAACCCUUCAAAGAUCUGUCACAACAUCAAGCUGCUCCUUGUUCUGGUCCCCAGGAUGGAACAGCAGAGCUGCCAUUGCCACGGUCCCAGUCCUCGCUCAUCUGCUCUAAGACAAUUCCACACUAGCCCCACUCCGUAA